AGAUCUUCAUUCCACGGACUCUGCAAGAGGUGGAGAAGUUUGAGGAGGAUUUCCAGAAGAUGAGGAUGGGGGAGGGGAGGGAUAUUGCCUACUCUGUUGUGACCGGGAUGAGACCUGAUCUGACUGGGGCUCAGUGUGUGCCUCAACUGCUGCAGCAGGGAGGAGAAGAGGAGGGAGGUGGAGAGGAGGGUGGGUGUGAGGGAAAGAGGGAAGUGGGUAGUGGGGAGAGUGAGGACGAAGAAUCAUCAGAUGGAGAUUGGGAGGAGGAGGAAGAGGUGGAGGGGGAAGAAAGUGGAGAAGGGGAGGAAAAAGACAAACAUGUGCUGUAUGUUCAUCCAAGAGGAACCAACAAAGGAGAUCCUGCCCAGUUAGAGCUGAAGAGAGCACACAAGGCGUCUGUGAAAGAAGAGAAGAGAGAAAAGCGCAAGACCAAGGUCCCCAAACACGUCAAGAAGAGAAAGGAGAAAUUGUGGAAACUGAGACAUAGCAAAUAG
Molecule: messenger RNA, 494 nt
Organism: Geodia barretti
Lineage: Eukaryota; Metazoa; Porifera; Demospongiae; Tetractinellida; Geodiidae
Source: the annotation of a GenBank genome assembly